Paramisgurnus dabryanus is the source of this 1089-nucleotide messenger RNA. RefSeq names its product GABA(A) receptor-associated protein b (gene gabarapb). The record is from RefSeq and is a predicted model, not a curated record. NCBI's taxonomy places the organism in Eukaryota, Metazoa, Chordata, Actinopteri, Cypriniformes, Cobitidae.
AUCAAUGCGCACCUCAGCGGAAAACACAGCUGUGUGGAAGGACGCGUACAUCUGUGAGGCUGCUGUGUUUGUACAGGAGAAAUUAUCUAUACCAUUGUCUGGUUUAUUUAGCAACCAUGAAGUUUCAAUACAAAGAAGAGCACCCUUUUGAGAAGAGGCGAUCAGAAGGAGAGAAAAUCAGGAAGAAAUAUCCCGACAGGGUUCCCGUCAUUGUGGAAAAAGCCCCUAAAGCUAGAAUAGGUGACCUAGACAAGAAAAAAUAUCUUGUCCCCUCUGAUUUAACAGUGGGCCAGUUUUACUUUCUCAUUCGAAAACGAAUCCACCUUAGAGCUGAGGAUGCGCUCUUCUUCUUCGUAAACAACGUCAUUCCCCCGACCUCUGCCACAAUGGGUCAGCUGUACCAGGAGCACCACGAAGAAGACUUCUUCCUUUACAUCGCCUACAGUGAUGAGAGUGUGUAUGGAAAAUAGAACCAAAGAGAAAAGAACCGCACUUCUCUCUUCUGUUUAAAACAAUAUAUAGACAUCAUGCUGGCUGAGUUUUCACAACUGAAGUAUCAGAUGCACUUCUGCUUUCAUUUUAUCAUACAUAUUUCAUAUAUUUUUUUUUAGGUUUGGCAUUCAAUUUUGGUGUUUAGAAUUUAUUUAAACAUUUUUCAUCACACAGUGGUGUCAAAGCUUUAAAGUUAUAAUAAAGUGAAUAAAUUUAAUUUGGGCAUCAAUACUGUUCCAUAAAAGCUAGUUUUCCCCUUUGAACAAAAUGUUCAUAUAUGCAGAAAUGUUUAUCCAUAAUGUGCAUGCCAUUCCGAGUAAUCUCACAUGUUUCUGUAAAAACUGUUGCGGAUUUUCAUCUAGCAUACAGUCAAAUACUAGUUGGUCAAAAAAAGUGUAUUCUCUUUAAGCUAACUUUAAUAUGCUGUUGUUAUGUUGAAUUACUUUUAUUAUUGUAUUAAGAAUUUAGUUGGUUUGAUUUAUUUUUAAGUUGUAAAUCUUAAGUGCAAGUUUUAUUUGCAGUCUUUUUUUAAGUAUUAAUAUUCAACUGUACUUCUGGUACCCUUGAUAAUGAUCAUAUAAACCAAGCGCAUACCAA